AAAUACCACAUACGCAAAUAUGUGAUGUACACAAUGGAAGGGCAUGGAAGGUGGGCGUAAAGUGACCCAGGAAGUACUGCCAUCCAUACCAGGUUUAUAAAUACUGGGGCAUGAUUCCGUGAGUGGUAGUGGAACCCAGGACACUCACUCGACAGAAGCAAGAUGGAGUUUUCACCAGCUGUUUUCUUUGUGAUGGCAAUGCUGUCAGUUGUCAUGGAAACUGAGGGUUGCAUGUGCCAAUUCCAGCCUCUGAGGAGCUACUUCUGUCAAGCUGAUUUUGCUGUGAAGGCAAUUCCAUCAAACUGGACCACUGAUAAUGAAGGACAUUUUGCCAGGUCGACCUUCACUCUUCAAAUCGUUCACACAUACAAGAUUCCAGUUUUCCUGGCCAAUGAGACAGAGAUCACAGUCAGCUCCUGGGAAAGUGAUGGAGUCUGUGGCAUAAACCCUGGCAGACCAUCACCAUAUGAACAAGAGCAUCCACGGGCACAAAGGCCAAUCUUUAUCACAGGCAAAGUCAUGGAAGAUGGUUCAUUAUGGACAGAGUUGUGUGAUCAUAUCGCUCUGUCAUGGAGAUGGCUGUCAAAGCCGGAAAGACGCACGAUCCGGAACUUUCCCAACCUGACAUGUUGAUAAGUCAAUCGGAUACAAGACACGGAGUGCACGGCUAAUCAGUGCUGGCUGCCCUGUAUGACCUCAAAUGAUGUCAUGAAUGGCGUCAUGGCUUAAAUGCCAGUGUUAAAGACAAAAACCUGGACUUGUCAACAGGGUGAAUGUGCUACCUGCUUGCUAUUCGUGAAGACAUUGUGCCAACCAAUGCACACUUGAAGACUUGGUGAAAAUGUUGAUAUGUUGGCCAAAUGGUAUGAUCACUUUACAGGCUGUGUAUGGAUGAUGUGUGUUUAUAAUAAAAGAAUUGCUUUUAUCUCA
Molecule: messenger RNA, 930 nt
Organism: Haliotis rubra (blacklip abalone)
Lineage: Eukaryota; Metazoa; Mollusca; Gastropoda; Lepetellida; Haliotidae
Molecular function (GO): protein binding; metalloendopeptidase inhibitor activity
Source: RefSeq, a predicted model, not a curated record